AUGGCAGUAUUUCGAGUUGAAAAUACCAAUGUGACUGCUCUUCCAGUGAAUAACAACGAUGAAGCUGUUUGGCGUAUCUUUGGUUUCCCAAUUCAUGAACGGGAUCCAACCGUUAUUCAUUUAGCCGUCCAUCUUGAAAACGGUCAGAGCGUAUAUUUCACGAACGAGACAGCAAUUGACCGAGCUAUAAAUCCACCAAAAACUACACUCAGCGAAUUUUUUGAAUUGCGUAAUCGUGCGGAUGCUUUUGGUGCCUUUGCGCGGACAUUACUCUACUCGGAAGUACCACACUAUUUCACAUGGGCUCAAACAAAAAAAUGGACACCCCGCAAGCAAGGUACACCAGUUGAUGCAUGUCUCGGUUUAUUCAAAUCAAACGCAACGAGGAGAGUAUUUACAGUCAAUCCAAGGCAGGCUGCGUGCUUUUAUUUUCGACUGUUGUUGGCUAAUGUCACAGGCUCAUUGUCCUUUCAAGAUAUACGUAAAGCCGAUUGA
Messenger RNA from Parasteatoda tepidariorum (common house spider), 495 nucleotides. RefSeq lists its product as uncharacterized. NCBI's taxonomy places the organism in Eukaryota, Metazoa, Arthropoda, Arachnida, Araneae, Theridiidae. The record is from RefSeq and is a predicted model, not a curated record.